Aethalodelphis obliquidens (Pacific white-sided dolphin) is the source of this 2066-nucleotide messenger RNA. RefSeq names its product solute carrier family 35 member G2 (gene SLC35G2). The record is from RefSeq and is a predicted model, not a curated record. Gene Ontology annotation, cellular component: plasma membrane. Lineage: Eukaryota; Metazoa; Chordata; Mammalia; Artiodactyla; Delphinidae. The coding region runs from base 646 to 1884 and encodes 412 amino acids. The transcript has a single exon.
UGCUCAUCAGAAAAGCUGUAUAUAGCAAAAAUGCAUGAAUGUCACGAAAUCCAUUUUAUUUAUUUUCUAAUUUCAGUGCAUCCCAUAUAUCUGAAAAUGUAUGGGAAGCCAGAAUAAACAUUUUAAAAAAUCACUAUAAUUUGUAAUAUAAGACUAGUUUGGGUAUCAUACAGAAGUGAUUAUACAAAAGAAUUUGGACUUAAUCAUUAUAAUUUAUAAUACAGACAAAUGGACACAAUGAGAAGGAAAGGUUUGAUCUAUGUUGUCGUUUAUUUUUCUAUGUUUAUCUUAUUGGAUGCAUAGAGAGGGAGGAAUGAACAAAUGGAAAAAUAUCAGUUGUUUGUGAUGUAAAGAAAAUACAGCUUAAUGAGACAAAGAAAAAUCAGAAUGAGACAUAGGGGCAGACUUAAGAUGAGAGUGAAAAAAGGGUAGACAAUUUCAUUGGACUUCAUACAUCUGAUAAGGCAUAUUGCCAGAUCAUCUCUUCCUAUUACUUUUUUAAAAAAAACUCCUGUUACAACCUCUACUAUCUGUUAUUGAAUUGGUACAUAUGAUUAUAAUAGAAAUUAAAACUAUAUUUCAAGUGAUGAAUAUGUACAUUUGUCUUUUUUUUUCCCUCUUAAAUAGAAUUGAUUGCCUGAAGAAAUGGAUACUUCUCCCUCCAAAAAAUAUCCAGUUAAAAAACGGGUGAAAAUACACCCAAACACGGUGAUGGUGAAAUAUACUUCUCAUUAUCCUCAGCCUGGGGAUGAUGGAUAUGAAGAAAUCAAUGAAGACUAUGGAAAUUUUAUGGAAGAAAAUCCAAAGAAAGGCCUGCUGAGUGAAAUGAAAAGAAAAGGAAGAACUUUCUUUGGAACCAUGGAUACUCAACAUCCACCAACAGAAGACCCAAUGACCAAUGAGAUUGGACAAUUCCAAAGUUUUGCAGAAAAAAAUAUUUUUCAAUCCAGAAAAAUGUGGAUAGUGCUGUUUGGAUCUGCUUUGGCUCAUGGAUGUGUAGCUCUUAUCACUAGGCUUGUUUCUGAUCGUUCCAAAGUUCCAUCUUUAGAACUGAUUUUUAUCCGUUCUGUUUUGCAGGUCUUAUCUGUGUUAGUUGUGUGUUACUACCAGGAAGCCCCCUUUGGACCCAGUGGAUACAGAUUGCGACUCUUCUUUUAUGGUGUAUGCAAUGUCAUCUCUAUCACCUGUGCUUAUACAUCAUUUUCAAUAGUUCCUCCCAGCAAUGGGACCACUAUGUGGAGAGCCACAACCACAGUCUUCAGUGCCAUUUUGGCUUUUUUACUUGUAGAUGAGAAAAUGGCUUAUGUUGAUACGGCUACAGUUGUUUGCAGCAUCUUAGGUGUUUGUCUUGUCAUGAUCCCCAACAUUGUUGAUGAAGAUAAUUCUUUGUUAAAUGCCUGGAAAGAAGCCUUUGGGUACACUAUGACCGUGAUGGCUGGACUGACCACUGCUCUUUCCAUGAUAGUAUACAGAUCCAUUAAGGAGAAGAUCAGCAUGUGGACUGCACUGUUUACCUUUGGUUGGACUGGGACAGUCUGGGGAGUAUCUACUAUGUUCAUUCUUCAAGAACCCAUCAUCCCAUUAGAUGGAGAAACCUGGAGUUAUCUCAUUGCUAUAUGCAUUUGUUCUACUGCAGCCUUCUUAGGAGUUUAUUAUGCCUUGGACAAAUUCCAUCCAGCUUUGGUCAGCACCGUGCAACAUCUGGAGAUUGUGGUAGCCAUGGUGUUGCAGCUUCUAGUGUUACAUAUAUUUCCUAGUGUCUAUGAUGUCUUUGGAGGGGUAAUCAUUAUGAUUAGUGUUUUUGUCCUUGCUGGAUAUAAACUUUACUGGAGGAAUUUAAGAAGGCAGGAUUAUCAGGAAAUACUAGACUCUCCCAUUAAGUGAAUACCUGAUUAUUAUCUUGUUAAUGUUCAGUUAUUAAUAGGUACACAGACAUUUUAAUGUUCAUCUGGAAAUAUGUUGUAUAACUGACAGAGUGCUAUAUAAUUAAUAUAUGCAGACGUGGAAAAAUUUAUUCUAGUCUAAUAAAUUAAAAACAUAUACUAAAUUAUGUGGAAUACCAUGAA